Molecule: messenger RNA, 189 nt
Organism: Clunio marinus
Lineage: Eukaryota; Metazoa; Arthropoda; Insecta; Diptera; Chironomidae
Source: the annotation of a GenBank genome assembly
AUGAAUGACGUCACUUGUCAACUGACAAUCACUUCAAUGAUACUUACUUGCCACACACCAACUACAGCAUUAGCGAUUAAAAUAAGUAAGAUUACGAAUGGUUCUACGAAUGCCUCAACACCUUCAUGUUCUUCAAAAAGAGCUAAUACCUGUCAUCAUCGUCAACGUCAUGAUCAUUAUGAAACAUAA